Neohortaea acidophila is the source of this 1346-nucleotide messenger RNA. Its product is annotated as glycosyl hydrolase catalytic core-domain-containing protein. Lineage: Eukaryota; Fungi; Ascomycota; Dothideomycetes; Mycosphaerellales; Teratosphaeriaceae. Bases 295 to 1209 code for a protein of 304 amino acids. Gene Ontology annotation, cellular component: fungal-type cell wall. The record is from RefSeq and is a predicted model, not a curated record. Gene Ontology annotation, biological process: fungal-type cell wall polysaccharide metabolic process. The transcript has a single exon.
CAUCAGCACAAUGGUGUACGAGGGGUAUUGUCUGGUCGCAGGAACUGGAGGUAUGCACUCAUCAGAAGAUACGAAUCACCACCGUCUCACUCCAUCACAAAUCUCACUGUCUCCUACCUGCGGCUACUCGUUAGCAAUGGCACAGUUGACGGCACAUCGUGAGAUCUACAGGCCCACGUCAUCGCUGGCCUGGUCCCUGCAACAUACACUUAUCUUCUCCCCAUUCGCCGCAGUCGCCUCCGCCAUAUAAUGCUGCGAUAGUCUAGCCUUGCAGCGUGCCAUGUCCAGCCACGAAUGCUGCUCUGUACUUUGCUUUACGGCCUCCCCAUUGCUCUCGCUGGCAACUUGACUUCGUCAAAACGCGGCCUGGUCUACACCUGGUCCGAUGGCUACAGCGACGGCCUCUGGGAUCAGGCGGAGUCGGACCUGACGUGGUACUACAACUAUGCCUCCACACCCGUGAACUCGUUCAACAGUCGGCUGAGCUACGUCCCCAUGCUGUGGGGUGCUGGCCCUCAAUACAACAGCUUCUACUCCACCGUCAAAGGCCUGCUCGGCUCGGGAAGCAACAUCGACUAUGUCCUCGCCUUCAACGAACCCGAUCUGUGCGGCCCUGCCAGCGAAGGGGGAUCGUGCGUGGGCGCGCAGCACGCCGCUCAAAUCUGGCAAGCCGAGAUUGAACCGCUCAAACAGCAGCAUGGGCUUCAACUCGGCGCGCCUGCCGUGACGCAGGGCGGAGCGUGGUGGCUGCAAGACUUUUUCAAGGCGUGCGCCGGGAAAUGCACCGUCGACUUCCUCCCUCUGCACUACUAUGGCGAUUUCGUCGGGCUUGCAGCCUACCUCGGCGCCGUACAUGCAACAUAUCCCCAGCUGCCGCUGUGGUUGACGGAGUUCGCAGAGCCCAACGUCACUGUCCUCGGCGCGCAGCAGUUCUACAACCAGAGUGUCGCAUUCCUCGAUGCACUCGAUUACCUUGCCCGGUAUGCCUACUUUGGCAGCUUUCCCGCCAACGAUGCAUCCUCGUGGGUGGGACCGAAUGGCAGCAUGCUGGACAAUGGUGGCCACUUGACGGACAUCGGCGCGUGGUAUUUGGGCUUCAAUGCGACUGGUCGUGGGCCGGAGAGUGGUGGUGUGGUAGUUCCGGGGGUGACAUGGAUCUCCUUGCUGGCCUUUGUGCUUGUAUGGUCCGCCGUGUUUUGCUUUGGCUGAGAGUUGGUGGGAAAUGAUAUGCGAUGGAGUGGAAAUGUCGGUGUGAAUAGAGAGCAAGACUUGUCAGACACAUUCCAUACACGCCAUACCCUUCUCUACGCUCUCAAAGCUUCGGCCGUUGCAUGUUGUAACUCUCG